CAGCGCCACCAUCCAGAUCCCGAGAGCUCCCCUCUUUCUCCGUCCCUCCGGCGCCAGCCAUGCGGAUCCGCAGGGCCGCCUCCCUCCUGCUCGGCGUCGCCCCCUCCGCCUCCUCCUCCUCCCAGCCGCCCCGACGCAAUCUGCCCCCGCUCCCGCCAGCCGACGCCGGCGGCCCGCCGCCCUGCGUGACGAACAUGGCGGUAGCGGACCUGAUGGACCAACUCGGCGUCCAAGAUCCCGUGGUAAUUUUCCUCCCCCCGCCCCCACGGUGCAUGCUCGUAGCUUGCCGUAUCCUGCUCCUGCACCGAUUGCACAUUUCCGCGCCGCCGGCCGCCGGCCGCUGCACAGCAGCGUGUGGAUCCGCCUCCAUCGCUGGAUCUCCUCUGCCGAGGUUGCCCAUCGGGCCGCUGGAUGACAAGCACUUCCAGGAGACUUUCUUCUGGGAUGGCCGUCCUAGCCUUCGCAGACACCACCCGUGGGGAUCUAGGUGCCAUUUCCCAGCCACCACCCGUGCCAACUCCAUUGAGGAAAAUGAGGAGAUGGCCGUUGACAUGCUCGAUAGCGUCAUCUUGGAACCAUGUAUCGUGGAGAAGAACUGUGAGAAAAACAAGAGCACCACAACGAAGGGCGAGGAAGAGAAGAACAAGACCAAGUUGAAGACAAAGGGGAAGGGGAAGGAGAAGGUGGAGGCAAAUGAGAGUGACGAUGCCGGAGGAGGAUGGCCGUGCAAGAAGAACGAGAGCGAAAGGUGGUUCUGCGGGAGGCCUGCGAGCCAGCCCAACUCGUACUGCUCGCACCACUCCGAUCAAAAGCCUCGUGCCAUCUCGAAGCCACCUCAGAGGAAGAGGAUCGUCGCCAACCGGGGCUUGGACUUAGGGUUCUGCUACUACGGCGGGUUUGGCCCAUCAAGCAGCACCAAGAGGCACCAUGGAUCAAGCAGCGUGCAAGAACCUGUUGAACAGAAAGAGCAUACACCACUAGAUCACAUUGAUUUAAAUGCAAGUCUAGCUGGAGCUGAUGAUAUAGAACAUCAAGGCGCGUCGGCGUCAGAAUGCUUCGAUGAGCCUAGGCACGACGACUGCACAGACGUCAUUAUCGAUGGUUGGUAUGUGGAAAUCAGCGAUGAUGACGCACCUGACUACAACAGUGAAACCGUUAAGGUGAGCAAGACCCCGUCAAAGAAGAUGGGGAAGAAGCCCGUGAAAGCCCGGUCGCUCAAGUCACUAAUGUGAUACGAGCACGACCUUAGUCAGCUCUCUGUGGCCCGUGUA
Molecule: messenger RNA, 1271 nt
Organism: Triticum urartu
Lineage: Eukaryota; Viridiplantae; Streptophyta; Magnoliopsida; Poales; Poaceae
Source: RefSeq, a predicted model, not a curated record